AUGGAGCCCGCGGAGGCCGGGAGUGCCCAGGAGCCGGAGUCCCAGGUUUAUGACUAUGUCGACACCCUCAGCUCCAGCCCGUCCCCCCGGAAGUCUUCCCUGCCGUCCACCACCUACUCGGUGGCGUACCAGCAGGGUCUGCUGGCGCGGCCCCGCCGCCUGGGGCUGCUGUCGCUGUCGCCGGCCCCGGAGCCGCAGAUGCUGCGGUUGCGCCCGGCCUCGCGGCGCAGCCAGGACGUGUCGCACCUGCUCACCUGCGUCUUCCGCAACCUGUACUCGGUGCCGGUGAUCGGCGAGGACCUGGGCGCCAGCCUGGUCCGCGCGCGCGGCAGCCGCGACUCCCGCCUCCAGCAGUUUGUGGAGCAGCUGCAGCAGGUUCAGGAGCUGUACAAGCAGCGACUGGAUGAGGUGGAGAUGUUGGAGCGACAUAUCAUCCAGGCUCGGGCCCGGGCCCUGGCUGAAACAGAGCGAGCCACGAACCAGGCCAGAGUCCAUUUUCUGGAACCCCUUGUCAAGCUGCCCCCAGUGAAGAGUAUCUUCCGGUGGUGCGUGGACAGUAGCUUGCUGAGGAAACACAAUCUGAUCUGCCCUGAGGAUUACUACACCGACCCUGUGCCAUUUUGCUCCGCUCCUAAAGGCAAUUUCUAUCCUCUGUGUUCAAAAUUGAAAUUUAGCUGCCAGAAGCUUUCGAAGCCAAAGAGAAAACGAGAGAAGGAGCCAGAAAGUUCCUCCCAGGAGAAGAAGGUUCUGUUGUCUAUAGAGGAGGAGUCUGACCACACCAUGGAAAGUUCCGUGAGGGCCUCCACCCCGAAGGCCAAACUGAGGGAGAACAAAGAAAGUCCCAAGAAAACAGGUCUACCCAAGAAUAAAAAGUGGAUGAACCACCUAAGCAUGUCCCAGAGGAAGCUGGAGCGGUGCCUACUGGCCAGCAUGGAGACCCGAAACCACUUCCUCAGGAACCCCCGGUUCUUCCCUCCUAACACGCCACAGGGAGGCAAAUCGCUCAUCUUUCCCCCAAAGACGCCUGUCCUGACCAGAGACUUCCUAAAAUCGAACCCAGAACACAGCUGUGCGGACACACCCGUCUUUCUAGCCAAACCCUCAGUGGUAUUUUUCACAGAUUAUGAAAUUGGACCGGUUUAUGAGAUGACCAUCGCCCUGCAGAACACCACCUCGGCUAGCCGCUACCUGCGCGUCCUCCCGCCCUGCACACCCUACUUCGCUCUGGGGCUGGGGAUGUUCCCUGGGAAAGGAGGGAUGGUGGCCCCCGGAAUGACCUGUCAGUACGUGGUCCAGUUCAUCCCCGACUGCUUGGGAGACUUCGACGACUUCAUCCUGGUGGAGACGCAGUCGGCACACACCCUGGUGAUUCCCCUCCAAGCCCGGCGGCCACCUCCGGUCCUGACCCUGUCACCAGUGCUGGACUGUGGUUACUGCCUCAUUGGGGGCAUAAAGAUGACCCGGUUCGUCUGCAAGAACGUGGGCUUCAGCCUGGGCAAAUUCUGCAUCAUGCCCAAGAGGAGCUGGCCACCGCCCUGCUUCCGGGCUGUGGCCAUCAGUGGCUUCGUGGAGCAGCCGCCCUUCGGAGUCAUGCCCUCUGUGUUUGAGCUGGCACCGGGAUUCGCCAUAUUACUGGAGGUCCUGUUCCUCCCGACGGCCCUGGGGAAGGCAGAGCAGACCUACCUCGUGGUGUGCGACAACUGCCAGGUCAAGGAGCUGGUGAUUAAGGGGACUGGACAGCUGGUCGCCCUGGACCUCAUCUACGUCUCUGGCGAGAAAAGCGAACCCGAGCCCGGGGAGCUCAUGGACUUAACCGCCCAGCACUUCAUCCGCUUCGAGCCCGAGAACCCCCAAACCACGGCAAAGAAACUCCUGAUCAUCAGGAACGCCACGCACGUGGAGCUGGCUUUCCACUGGCAGAUCAUGAAACCCAACCUGAAGCCCCUCAUGCCUGGAGAAACCUAUAGUAUGGAAAACAUCAAAUGCCACCCGGAUAAAGAGACGGCCUUCUCCAUCAUGCCGGAGAAGGGGAACCUCAGCCCCCACUCGGACCACGAGUUCAUCCUGAGCUUCUCUCCUUACGAGCUGAGAUUGUACCACAGUGUUCUACAGAUGGUUCUAGAAGAUAUCCCAGAGCCCUUGAGCUCCGAAGACACGGAGAGCCUGGAGGACCGGCCGCACUGUGUGGACAACGUGAUCGUGCUGGAGAUCGAGGCCAAGGGCCAGGCGGAGCCGUUCCAGGUGCUCCUGGACCCGUACGCCCUCAUCCUCCCGGGAGAGAGCUACAUCGGCAUGACGGUGAAGAAGGCCUUUAAGAUGUGGAACAAUAGCAAGUCGCACAUCCGGUACCUGUGGGGGAAGAUAAGCGACUGCCACAUUAUCGAAGUGGAGCCCUGCUGCGGCAUUAUAGAAUCCAACGAGGUGGGCGAGUUCGAGCUGAACCUCACGGGCGGCACCCCGGGCCCGCUCAGCAAGGACCUGAUGUGCAAGAUCAAGGACUCACCCACCCCCGUGGUGCUGCACAUCGAGGCGGCCUUUAAGGGGCCUUCUCUGGUCAUCAACGUCUCAGCCGUCCAGUUCGGCCUCCUCCGCCUGGGGCAGAGAGCCGUCAGCACCGUGCAGAUCCAGAACGUCAGCCAACUGCCGGCCGUCUGGCACCUGCGGGAGAGCCAGGUCCUCCUGGAGGAGAGGCUGGAGGAGGUGUCCCCCUUGGCCAUUGAGCCCUCCAGCGGUCAGCUGCCCCCACUGGGGGAGUGUAGUGUGGCCAUCCGCCUGGACACAUUACGCUCCCAGCGCCUGCAGACAGUGCUGGAGCUGGAGGUGGAGAACGGAGCCUGCAGCUACCUCCCCGUGUACGCCGAGGUCCAGGCACCGCACGUGUACCUGAAGCACAGCCACGUGGAAGUGGCCAACCUGUACCUGGGCGUGCCCACGAAGACCCCCAUCCUGCUCAUCAACGGCACCCUCCUGCCCACCCGCUUCCACUGGGGCAAGCUCUUGGGGAACCAGGCGGCCCUGUGCUCAGCCUCCGUCACCCCCAGACGUGGCAUGCUGAGCCCCAGCGAAGAGCGCCAGCUCAGCUUCGAGUUUACCGCCUACACCCAAGAAGAGCUGGUGGAUCUCGCCCUCCCGUGCCACGUGUCCAGCAUGAAGAAACUCCUGGUCCUGGGCAUUUCCGGAAAGCCUCGGGGACUGGAAGUGACCAUGACCAUCUCCAUGGAGGACCCUGAGACACGUGCCAAGCCGAGCCCUGCCCCCCCGGAGGAGCUGUACCUGGACUUCGGCUCCACGGUGCCUCUGAGGACACACGUGCAUGGUUAUCUCAUCCUGACCAACCACUGCCCCAUCCGCACCCCCUUCAUCCUCAACUUCGAGAACUUCGGGAGCCCCGAGGACAGCCUGAGCAGGAAAGCUCCCCUCCCUGAUAUGUCCCCUGCCCUGCUAACUACACCGCGGAUCCAAGAAGGGCUGGCGAAACGGGAGAUGCUGGUUUUUAUGGAGAACAUGCUGUCCCACGGGAAGGGGGCUGCUUUCUUCCCUCACACGUCCCAGGGCAUGCUGGGAGCCUACCAGCAGCUGAGGAUUAAAAUCACGGCCUGUGCCAGCAUGUGGGGCGAGUACUGGGACAACCUCACCUGCAUGGUGGGAGACCUGCCCCCCACAAUCAUCCCAGUGCACAUGGCGGUGGUGGGCUGCCCCAUCAGUUCCAUGAGGACCUCCUACUACACGCUGGGACACUUCCAGAAGGAGCCCAUCAUCAGGUUCGGGACCCAGGUCUCCGGAGGCAAGACCAUCACGCGAACCAUUCGCCUGAAUAACUCCAGCCCCUGUGACAUCCGCCUGGAUUGGGAGACCUACCUCCCGGAGCACAGCAGGGAGCACCUGCUGGAGCUGCUGGUAUUCUACGGGCCUCGAUUCCCCCUCCUGGACGCGACGGGGAACGAGCUGGUGCGUUCCGAGAGCUCGGAGGCCAGCUGUGCCUGGCCCUCCAGCAGCCCCUCUGACCUCUCGGAGUCCAGCCACGCCGCAUCGCUGUCGGUGGAAGGCAGCUCGAGCGCCCCGGCCAGGGCCAUGGAACCCAUCAUCUCCGUCAUCCUGAAGGACCACGAGGGCGUGCCCACCGACCAGGUGUACUCCAUCUGGCCACGGCAGGUGGUGGUCCCUGCUGGGGGCAGGAGCACGAUCCACGUCUCCUUCACCCCCAUGAGGCUGGGCCCCGACGAGGAGUACAAGGUGGAGUGCACAGGCUACGCCCUGGGCUUCAUGAGCCUAGACAAUGAGGUGGAUAGAGAGCUCCCAGGGCGGGUCCGUCGCCUGCAGGACUUCGACGUGGACCCUCUGAGGCUGGAAAUGCAUGGCUCCGUGAGGCGGGCGCAGUUAAGCAUAAAACUGGACUCCAGCGGCCAUCUGGAAUUCCGAUGCCAGGCCAGCGAUCUCAUCCCCAAAGAGGCCUGCGCUGGGGUGCUGAGCGAACUGCUGAGCACGCGUCACCUGAGGCUGAUCAACACCACGGAUAUCCCACAACACUUCCGCAUCCUGGUCUCCAGCCCUUUCACCAUCUCUCAAGACAAAGCCCACGCUGGCCUGGGCGGCGGCAGAGCCAGUGGCAGGAGGCCCCUGGCAGGGAAACUGCUGGCACUGCCUGCCCAGGAGAACAUGGAGGUGAGCGUGUCCUUCAGAUUGUCCUUGGAGCUGCUGUCCUAUCAGAGGCUUCCGGCUGACCAGAUGUUGCCGGGCGUGGACAUCAUCCAGAGGCCGAAUGGAGAGAAGGAGAUGGUGUUCACUCAGAACUUGCUCCUGGAGUUCACCAAUGAGACCACACAGAUGGUGCCCCUGCGGGCGACGGUGGCCGUGCCUGAACUCCAGCUGUCCACCAGCUGGGUGGACUUCGGCACCUGCUUCGUGAACCAGCGAAGGGAGCGCGAGUUCCACCUGCUGAACCGCAGCGCCUGCCCCAGCUACUGGGCCGUGAUGAUGGGGCAGAAGGAAGCUAGGAAGGAGGCAGAGGUGUUUGCAGUCUCUCCCAGCAGUGGGCGGCUGGAAGCCAGGCCUGUCAACGCACCCCCAACCUCUGUCACCCUGCAGGUGUUUUUCACUGCCAGGGACAGUGAGCUGUACGAGUCCACCCUGGUGGUGGAUGGCUUGCUGGGAGAGAAAGCCUGCACCCUGAGACUGCGGGGCCAGGGAUCGUAUGAUGAGAAAUACAUGGCACCCCCAUUCUGACCUGGGUCUUGCCCUGCUGCGGGGAGGGACACAGCCCUGGGGUGAGGCCCAGGCCGGCUGGGCAGAGGGUGGAGGGACUUAGUCCAGUCUGGGAAUGGAGACGGAUUUCAUGUCAAGGAUGAGGGAUCC
This is a messenger RNA of Perognathus longimembris pacificus (Pacific pocket mouse), 5352 nucleotides long. Its product is annotated as deleted in lung and esophageal cancer protein 1-like. The transcript is spliced from 37 exons. Gene Ontology annotation, biological process: negative regulation of cell population proliferation. NCBI's taxonomy places the organism in Eukaryota, Metazoa, Chordata, Mammalia, Rodentia, Heteromyidae. The record is from RefSeq and is a predicted model, not a curated record. Bases 1 to 5223 code for a protein of 1740 amino acids.